AUGUUGUUACCUGCAACGGUUCAGUUACAUAUACUAUCUCACAUAAACUUUAGAGAUUUGUUGCAAAGGAAACGAGUAAAGAGUAAAAGUAAUAGUACUACUACGACUACUGAUGACGGUUGUGUGAAACCAGCUCAACAAAGUCUUGCGAUUGCACUAGUGUCAAAGAGAUGCAAACCGGUCGGUACACGUGUGGUGCGACGCUCCCGACUUGACAUUCACCUCAUUUCACUCGUUGCCGAUAGGGCUUGCAAGGAUGAUCACAAAGCACAACGACAAUAA
Molecule: messenger RNA, 282 nt
Organism: Cavenderia fasciculata
Lineage: Eukaryota; Evosea; Eumycetozoa; Acytosteliales; Cavenderiaceae
Exons: 2
Coding region: 1-282 (93 amino acids)
Source: RefSeq, a predicted model, not a curated record